Messenger RNA from Caenorhabditis sp. 36 PRJEB53466, 672 nucleotides. The record is from the annotation of a GenBank genome assembly. NCBI's taxonomy places the organism in Eukaryota, Metazoa, Nematoda, Chromadorea, Rhabditida, Rhabditidae.
AUGGGCUGCGUAUUCGGCCGCCACUGUGACCCCGGAGUCCCAGACUCGUCCGUCCGCUACCGAUGGCACGUCGAUGCGUUUAUUCUUGACGAUGGAACCAACUCAGAGGUUUGUCAAUCAAAACAGAGGAAAACUAGAGUGGUGGAAAUAAGAUUUCCCGAUUUUCCUCCUUUACAUCAUUUUUUUUCCUCCUCUCCUCUAUUUUUAUCUUCCUUCUCUCAGAUCCGCCGCGGAGGAAUCGUCUACGUGGCAGAUGAGGCCAUCGUCUACCGUCCACGCCGUUUCGACUGCUCAAAACGCGGAGGAUCCUAUACUGCUGAGAUCCUGAACGUCCAGAAAACCAGCAAAGGCAAAACUUACACUCCGGACGUAGGGAGCAAAGAUGAAAGUGGAAACAUAUGCAUGAAUGAGUUUCAGAAUCAUCGAACAAUUAAGCGCAACAUCAUCUGGAUUGAAGUGAUGGAGGGGGAGAUUGCUCAGACUCUUGGAUUGGUGACCGUUGGGGACGUGCACAAGGUAGACGGCUGCUUUUUUAGUUGGCAAGUGAAAACUAUGUACUUUUUCCAGAUUUAUGAUGACAUCUGCGAUAUCAUCAACAAGCAUCGCGAGCGUCCGAAGAUUGUGCAGUACAACUCGAUCGACAUCGACGGAGUUGAGAUUGACCCGGUCUAG